Messenger RNA from Racocetra persica, 225 nucleotides. NCBI's taxonomy places the organism in Eukaryota, Fungi, Glomeromycota, Glomeromycetes, Diversisporales, Gigasporaceae. The record is from the annotation of a GenBank genome assembly.
AUGAUUGAACCCAACAGUUUAGUUAGUUUAGAAACUAAUUUAGCAACAACCGAUAUUGAUGAAGAAAGUCGUAUAAUUAAAAUCGGGCAAGCAGAAAUCAAGGAGAAGAGGGGGGCUAACCAAGAAAAUCCCGAUAGUGGAGGAAGCCAAGCUUUAAAAUUGCUACAUAAGUUAGUCCCGGAAUUUACCAAAACUCACCCCAGCACCAGCACGGAUUUUUUUUAG